UAUCGUCAUAACUGAAUAAGUUAAUAUUCUUCUGACCCCAUCAUAGCUUCAACCUACAAAUGCGAGCUAAUCUCCCGCAGCAAAGCAGUUAAAAUAAUUGAUGAAGGAAGACUGAAUUCCCUGGAGGAAAAAAGGUGCUGAUUUCAGCCGUGCAGCGUCAGUAUUACGUCAGUUUGGUUUUGGUCCACGUCUAGAGCUUCAAAGCUAGCCAGUCAGAUCACGGCCUCGUAAGGAAAAGUCUUGACGCUACAGGAGGUCUACCCAUCAUUUCAUCUGUUCUGUCUUCUUAAAAUUUAUUUUUACAUUUAUUUUCCGGAAAAGACAGUAGGAAACUGCUUUAGCUUUGCUAACAUUUCACUGAACAUAGUAUAACGGAAAAUGGCUCCCAUUACUUCAAGCGAAGUGGGUAUAGAUGAAAUCCCUGCAGUCAUUGGAAUAGCCAGUGCUUUUGGUCUUAUAUUUACCAUGUCUUUAUUUGCCUGGAUAUGCUGUCAGCGUAAAUCUGCAAAAUCCAAUAAAACUCCACCAUACAAAUUUGUUCAUGUGUUAAAAGGAGUAGAUAUUUACCCAGAAAACAUAAACAGCAAAAAGAAAUUUGGGGCAGAUGAAAAAACUGAAAAAACAUCUAAGCAUAUAGUGCCGAAGAAUUCCCUGCAUCUUGAUCUAGAGAAAAGAGACCUAAAUGGUAACUUUCCGAAGCCUCAGACCAAAGUCAGGAGUUCUCCAGACCUUGAUUCUGUAUCACAGAACCAGUUUUUAGAGGGGCAAACAGACUGCCUUUCUCCAGAAAGUCUUCAUUCAACUAAUUCACUCUCCCCUUUAGAAAGAAAGGAGCAGUUUGGGACUCUUAUUUUUUCAUUAGAGUAUAAUUUUGAGAAAAAAGCAUUUGUUGUUAAUAUUAAAGAAGCCUGUGGGUUACCUGCAAUGGAUGAUCAAUCUAUGACAUCUGAUCCUUACAUUAAAAUGACAAUUCUCCCUGAUAAAAAGCACAAAGUUAAAACCAGAGUCUUAAGGAAGACUUUAGAUCCGGCAUUUGAUGAGACUUUCACCUUUUACGGUAUUCCAUACAGUCAAGUUGAAGAUUUGGCCCUUCAUUUCAUGGUUUUGAGUUUCGACAGAUUUUCCAGAGAUGACAUCAUUGGAGAAAUCGUUGUUCCUCUUCAAGGAAUUGACCUAACUAAUGGCAGAGUGCUAAUGAUCAAGGAAAUCAAUAAAAGAAACGUUAAGAAGUCCGUCGGACGUGGUGAAUUGUUGGUAUCUCUUUGUUACCAGUCGACUACAAACACUCUGACCGUGGUUGUAUUGAAGGCCCGGCAUCUUCCUAAAAUCGAUUCAUCUGGAUUGUCAGAACCUUAUGUCAAAAUCAACCUGUACCAUGCCAAGAAAAGAAUUUCAAAGAAGAAAACUCAUGUGAAGAAGAGUAGCCCAAAUCCUGUUUUUAAUGAAUUAUUUGUCUUUGACAUUCCCUGUGAGGACCUUCGGGAUGUCAGCGUUGAGUUCUUAGUUUUGGAUUCUGAUCGAAUGUCCAGGAAUGAGGUUAUUGGACAAUUAGUUCUGGGUGCACAGGCUGAAGGAACAGCAGGAGAGCACUGGAAUGAAAUCUGCGAACACCCAAGAAGGCAGAUAGCAAAAUGGCACAUGCUGUGUGAUGGUUAAAAUUACAGAAUUCAUAAAAGAACAGUUCCUUUUCCAUUGUUUGGGUUUAAUAUUUAUUUUUACAAAAUAAGUACUUAGUCUAAACUAUGAAGAGUGUCCUAUUUCAACUGAGGAUAGAAAAUGCUUUUGUAUUUAUGUUCCACUGAAUCAGUAAAUGCCAUCAUUACAAACAGCCAAGAAUUAUCAUUCCUGAACUGGGACAGUAAAGGGAACUUGAUUGCUUUUAUACAUAAUACGAAGCAGUCAACCCGUAUUGAUUCCCCUUUCACAGCCUUUAAGUCAGAAUAAUGAGGGUGAAACUGGUUAUUCCAAAGAGUGUGUUCCUUUUGAUUUUGUAACUGAAAUGGUGUAUUACACACUGCACAAUGCUGACUUUCGAGGUUUUACUUUUGAAUGUAUAAUGUAGUUAGAAACUUGAAUUUGAGAAUAACAUAUGCCAAAGCCACUGGCAUGUUGACUGUGUAAUUAUAGUGAGCAAAAAUGUCUGUCAAAAAACCCUCUUCCCCCAAGUUCUAGUAAUGUACAGAAAGUACUUCAGUAAAAUGAAAAAAAUAGUUGUUUUACUGGUGCGUAUCACAGUGAAGGACCGAUAUAUUGGCUUGUGCAACAUUUAUUAGCAUUUAUGGAACCUUUGGUCCUGCUAUGCAAUGUGUAAGUUUGUGUUGUAUGAUUUGUCUCUAGAUGUGACUUAUAGUGAAUGAAAGAAUGAAUAAAUGUAAUUCAAAUGAUUACCAUACCUGUGUAAGGGCACUCACCUAUAAGAAACAACUGCUUAAUUAUACAGAACUUUGUACCAUGUGCCAAAGGAUGUUCUGCACACAUUGUAACACAUCUCAGCUGAAUGGCCAUUUAGUUUGCCUGUUUUCAGAACUUUCGAUAGUGUUGCAAGAUGAUGGUUUGUAUGUAGAGGAGCAUGAGAAACUCUUCUAAUCCUUAAGGCAACAGUGACACACGUGUUUUAUUUUAUUAUGUUCAUAUUUUUUUAGUCUGUGUUUAAAAUACUUCAGUAAGAUACUAUUGCCCAGAGCCCCCUUGCACAAAAAAAAAAAAACACUGUGUAGGAUAAGACCAUCAUUUAUUUACAACUAAACAUAUGAUUAGUUCCAUAACACUCAAAUGUCAUAAAUUUCAACAUAACAAAUUACCUUCAUCCAACUGCCAACUAUUAAAGCAGUGUUUAAUCAAUCCACUCACUUACAGUUAACCUCCCAUUAGAAGCACAGUGAUAUCACAUACUUAUAUAAUAAACACCUACAGUAUACCACCCCAAACAUAAAUAAAUGAGCAAGGGGAACAGAAAAUGGGUUCAUCACAGUCCCUUUUCUCUAUCUUUGUGCACCCCCGAUAUCCAUCAUAAACCCCCAAACUUCUAAAUAACAUAGCAUAAACAGAAGACAGGGAGGGCGGGCUCAGUAAGCCUAGACCAGAAUCUGACCCCCCCCAGCUGACAGUGACUGUAUAAACCAACCAACUCCUCAGUCAGUUAACCCUAUCUUCCCAUUACCCAUCCUAACACCCUACACCAUUGCCUGAUUUCACACAAUCCAGCCAUUCCCCCCUCCCUACUGUGGUGUCUCUGGACAAAUUAAUCUGUGUCCAGACUACAUUUGUCCAGAACCCCCCCCCCCCCCCCCCCAGUACAAAAAAAAAAAACUCCACUCCAUUUAGGAUAAGAUGAACAUUUAUUUAACAACUAAGCAUGCAUUUAGGAUAAGAUGACCAUUUAUUUAACAACUAAACAUAUGCUUAAUUCCAUAACACUCAAAUGUCAUGAAUUCCAACAUAACAGAUUACAGUAGACAGUGUUACCCGGUCACCUUUAUCCAAUUAUUAACAUAAAGCAGCAUUACAGCAGUCUCCUCGCUUACACUCAACCUCCCAUUAGAAGCAAUGUGAUAUCACUUCUGUCAAACAACCACCCUAUGCCAACCCAAAUAGAAAUAAAUGAGAAGGUGGAACAGAAAAGGGGUUCAUAACAGCCCUAAAUCUCUGCCCACCAGCCUGAUAAUAGACUUUUCUCCCUUUUAUGCAAUGACGUAAUCAAAUUCUUUAGGAACAGUUUCCCCCCGAACUGACAAUGAUUGUAUAAUCCAACUAACUCCUCCUUACCCCUUACUUCACUUCCUGUCUACACCAUCCUUCCUAUCAGCUAGUUAACCAUUAUUUUCCCAUCAUCCAUCUUAACUCCCUACCUCAUUGCCUGAUUUCACACAAUCCAACCAUUUCCCCACCCCUUUUCUAACUGCGAUGUCUGAACAAAUAAGUCUAUAUCCAAACUACAUGAAGAAGAUCAGAUUUUCAGAGCUGUCUGCUAAUGCUAGGUUGAAGAAUUAUAUUCUGGCAGCUGUAAGCUUUUUGCGUUUUUAUGUAUUAUUGUCGAAGAGCAUAGUUUGACACCCACAUAAUGUGUGUGCAGAGCAAAAUGUUGCCAUGCUCAUUCUGAUUCUGUUUGUUUUUUUAAGACAGAUCUCAAAAUGAAGCAUGCGUGUACAGCAAAGGAAGUCUUGUCUUCUAUAGUAUCCAAGAUGUAACAUAUGACUUAAGCCAAUUCAAGUAAAAAAUGUUAAGUAUUACUGGUGAACCAGCAACAAGGAUAAUGAUUCACAUUUUCUGUAAAGUUUGAGAAAGAUAACUGAAUGUAGUGAUGCCAUGGGGGAAUAUCUUCACAACUGGUCAUCACUAAGGUUAGCUUCCAUUGUACAUUGCUUGAGAAUCAUUUUUUCAAAGAUGGAAGUAAUAGAGGCAGCUAAACUGUGUGGUGUUUGGCUGUCUGUCUAUGGUGCUGAUAUUCUGCAACCUAAAAUGUUUAGAUGCAGUGCUCUUGACUGCUUAGUGGCUAUUCUGCAGUUAUAUUGAUUUGUCUCCACUUGUCUGUGUGUCUCUGAAGGGGUUGUGGAGGGGAGUCAGGCCAGUCCAGCUGAAUUCCCAGAAGACCUUAAACAUGCACUAAUGCUCGUCAUAAAUGAGAACCUUAAACAUGCACUAAUGCUCGUCAUAAGUGAGAAUGGGGGCAUGUCACUUUGUGGUGCAAUGUUCUUGUUUUCCAUCUCAUAUCUGACUUGCACAAAACCACUGUAUCUUCACAAUAUGCAGCAACAGCAGGUGUAUCACUACAUUGUACUGUGAGUUUGGAAUAGAUCUGAGGAUGAGAACAUGUUAACCCCAAAACGGAAGUAAUGAACAUUGUUAAUUAAAACAAACUGCAUUACUAAAGUUUUCAUGGCAUGGUAUUAGCAGUUUUUAAAGGGUUGUUGUUGUUGUGAUGUCUUUCGGCUUUUCCCGGUUAGGGGUCGCCACAGCGUAUAGUUGUAAAAAGAGAUGGUAUAAGUAUAUACACAAUUAAAUAGAAAAAUAAGACUUUAUACUCUGUAACAGGUUGGAGGUAUGUGGCAUAAACCAGGCUGUACAAAAUACAAUGAAGUUUAUGCUGAUAAAGAGGGCAUUUGUUUACUGAUUGUGAUAUCUUACAAGUAUUUUUUUACAAGUCUGUUAUAAUCAUACGUCUCAACUGUCCAGAUUUUCGCAGAAUGUCCAGAUUUUUCCAUCUUAUUUUUGGUCUGUUCCUCAUAAAAUUGUGGUUUUAUAGCAAAUCACUGAGUAUUCAAGUUGCUAAAUAAUACUAAAUAAUGAAAGGUAUUUGAGUUUCAGACUUCAUAUUCUUCCAAAAAUAUAGAUAAUAAUGCAACAUCUGUAAUUCUUGCAAGUUUUUGUUAAUAGGAGCAAUAUUGCCCCCCCCCCCCAUUAUCAUGUUGAGCAUCUUCUCAAUACUGAAUUGUAUUGAAGCCAAUGUAUAGUUAAUGAAGCAAAAAAGUCAGAUUUUAAGAAGAAUGAACAGUGUAAAACUGUUCAUAAAAAGGGUAGGUUUCUGUGCUUAUCAGUGCUGUUAAAUUGCCUUGUGUAGAGAAAUCAUCCGUUUAAGAUGUAAAGUGUGCCACUAGGAACAAUAAAUUCCAAUUCAGAAGACUGGUGUGCUGUAAUGUAUAGUACCAUUGCUUGCAGUUUAUUGUAGAGGGUUAAUGUUGUAUGCCAUUAAGGCAGAGUUUCAUCUUAUACAGCUGAUUUUCAUUUCCCUCAGAUUCUAUAGUGAGAUUGCAAGUAAGUCACUUAAAAAAACAGUGCUGCCUGGUCACUUCUGACAGCGAAAAUGUUACAUAGUUAAUCAAGUAAAUAAAGUAAAAAAAUAGAAAUUAUAAAUGGUUAAGUUGUUUAACUUCAUUGAAGUAUCUAUAUUUUUAUAUAAAUUAAAAUACCUGAGACUUAUGAGUACAAAGAUUAUGCUUUGAGUGUCUGUGUUUAAAAAAAAAUGUUUUAUUUUGGUAAUGAAGUGCUCAUGCAGAUGAAUUGGCUAGUGUGUUUGUUCUUCAUAUUAACUCAAGUAAAUGCCCGUUCCACAUUCAUAGACCGUUGUUAUGUAAGCAGCACAUUAUGCAAGAGUAAAAAUUGUUAAAACAGUAAAAGGCAAACAUGGAAAUACAUUGUGACAGCCAGAGCCACAGCCACUUAAAAGAUAUUCAUGUUUGUGAAUGUCUAUCUUUCAUGAGUGUCCAUAUUCACCACUGGAUAAUGUUUUUCCAGUAUUUUACAAUAGUUGAAAAGCACCUAAGCAGUUCAGUGACUAUAACUGUACUAUGUAAAAUGGGCUGGCAUUGUCUAAUGAUAAACUACAGCUGUCUUAAUUUAAACAUUUUCUUUCAGGUAAGCUAACAUUACACAAAUAAGAUAGUGCUGAACAUUUCAUUGUGGUAUAUACUCAUUUGUUCUGUGAUAAUAUCUUCAUUUUCAUCAGCCUCUCUUACUGUGUAUUAGGAAAUGUGUGCACAUGAAUGUGUGCUUUAUUACAGUCUUUCAGUAUCACAAAGGAUGUUUCCUAUGUAAAGCUCUUAAAAAAGCAAGGUGACUGUAAAUGUCAGUGUAUGUGCACAAUUAAUAUGCUGUAAAUAUAAGCAAAAUAAGUCUUAAGUAAAAUUUUGUUUCUGUUGUUGAUAAUAUAAAUUUUUCGAUACUGAUACUUCUGUAAAUCAAUCUUGAAAAUGUAUCAUUGAGCACUAUUUAGAAGUAUGUAAUUAACAUGCAUUUUAGUACAAUAAAAUGAGAUCAUUAUAUGGAUAUACAUGCACUAUGAAAUGUCAUGUACUGAGUACUUUUCAUGAUGUCAUAAAAGUAAAUUCUUUUACAAACUG
Messenger RNA from Protopterus annectens (West African lungfish), 6836 nucleotides. It is a transcript of the gene SYT4, whose product is annotated as synaptotagmin 4. Lineage: Eukaryota; Metazoa; Chordata; Ceratodontiformes; Protopteridae. Gene Ontology annotation, biological process: calcium-ion regulated exocytosis; vesicle fusion; regulation of calcium ion-dependent exocytosis. The record is from RefSeq and is a predicted model, not a curated record. The transcript is spliced from 4 exons. Gene Ontology annotation, molecular function: calcium ion binding; calcium-dependent phospholipid binding; phosphatidylserine binding. Gene Ontology annotation, cellular component: synapse; axon; membrane. The coding region runs from base 379 to 1656 and encodes 425 amino acids.